CCGCCGGAAGGGCGGGCGGUCUCCGAGCUCCGAGUCAAACUUCCGGCCGGCGCGGGGCCUGCGGCGCUGGCGGGGCUGCGGGGACGCCCGUGGAGAUGGCUUGCGCGGCCGCGCGGUCCCCGGCCGACCAGGACAGGUUCAUCUGCAUCUACCCCGCCUAUCUGAACAAUAAGAAGACCAUCGCCGAGGGCAGGCGGAUCCCCGUGAGCAAGGCUGUAGAAAACCCUACCGCUUCGGAGAUUCAGGAUGUCUGCUCGGCGGUUGGACUGAAUGCAUUUCUGGAGAAAAACAAAAUGUACUCCAGAGAGUGGAACCGUGAUGUUCAGUACAGAGGCAGAGUUCGGGUACAGCUCAGACAGGAAGAUGGCAGCCUCUGUCUUGUACAGUUCCCAUCACGUAAGUCGGUGAUGCUGUAUGUAGCGGAAAUGAUACCCAAGCUGAAAACAAGGACACAAAAGACAGGAGGUGCUGACCCCAGUCUUCAGCAAGGAGAGGGAAGUAAGAAGGGGAAGGGGAAGAAGAAGAAAUGAUGCGGACGGGAAGCGCGCAGCCCCACUGUGAGACGUGGCGUCUUCGCGUCUGAGGGAGCAGCUUUGUCUGUCCUUUAACUGAACUGUGAGCAAGUGUGUCCCCAUCUUCAUCAGCAGCCCUAACAUAAGUUUACAUCAAAAGUUUGCAUCUAGCUUUUAUACUGUAAAAAGGAAAGAUUGUGUGGAAGAAAGAAGAAUAUUUUUAACAGAUAAUGACUGUCCCAUAAGGUACUUGAAAUCUGUAUGUUUGUCCUCUGUGUAAACAUAUUUCAGGUAAAUAAGUUUAGUAAAAUUUAAAAUACACAUUUUGUUCACCUUUUAAGUUAAUGAAAUAAAGAUUUAAACUGA
Messenger RNA from Mesocricetus auratus (golden hamster), 878 nucleotides. RefSeq names its product signal recognition particle 19 (gene Srp19). Gene Ontology annotation, molecular function: 7S RNA binding. Gene Ontology annotation, biological process: SRP-dependent cotranslational protein targeting to membrane; SRP-dependent cotranslational protein targeting to membrane, signal sequence recognition. Gene Ontology annotation, cellular component: signal recognition particle, endoplasmic reticulum targeting. The record is from RefSeq and is a predicted model, not a curated record. NCBI's taxonomy places the organism in Eukaryota, Metazoa, Chordata, Mammalia, Rodentia, Cricetidae. Bases 96 to 530 code for a protein of 144 amino acids. The transcript has 4 exons.